Molecule: messenger RNA, 5912 nt
Organism: Crotalus tigris (Tiger rattlesnake)
Lineage: Eukaryota; Metazoa; Chordata; Lepidosauria; Squamata; Viperidae
Gene: AKNAD1
Product: AKNA domain containing 1
Exons: 15
Coding region: 1-2628 (875 amino acids)
Source: RefSeq, a predicted model, not a curated record
AUGUUGGCUUGUUACUCUAUUCCCUUUAUGCUAUCACUGAAUAAUGGCAGGAACAAAGAAGCAGUGAAUAGUAUAUUAUUUGAUAUGCUUUACUCUGAAGACAAUACCGACAAUGAGCAAGAAGAUUUACCUUAUGAUGGAGAUCUACAAGAUAGAGGUCAAUAUAGUUGUGAUUCAGAGAACUGGAAAGAAUUUAUUUCUGUAGAACAUGUCUCCCCAACUGUUUCCACGUUGACAUCUUCUCCUCUCAGCAGUCUGACAAAAGACAAUUCAAACUGCAAAAAGCAAUUAUCUCAAAGGAAAAUAAAUACGGUGCUGUUGACCAAACAAAAUGACAUAGAAUUUACCAUGACAACAGAAAAGGAAAUACAAGUUGGUGGUUUUACCAGUUCGGGAAGAAAUGAAGAGUUUUCCAACUCAAAAAUAUCAGAUGUCCUUUUACGUCAUUUUUCAACAGAAGACUUAAUGUGCCAAUUAAUUGAUUCUGAGACUAUCCCGGAGUUAUCAUUUACUGACAGUUUUGAUGAAACAGUGCUAAAAAAAGAUAAGAUUUCAGAAAAUACAGGCAUAUUUUCCCCAAAAGAAGAAAUAAAGAAUAGUGAAAAGAAAGUAAAUUGUAAUUCAGGUGUCAAAAAUUGGGAUUUGACUCAAGAUAAGCUACCUUUAACAGCCAAGUGUGCUGUUGUUUGUAAUAGCAAAUACUGCAACAUGGAUAAUUCACAAAUUCUAAUUCAAAAGGAACCUGGAAUUAAUGAAGACUUAAAUUAUACCUCUACUUGCAAAGAGUAUCAAAAUCAACAAUAUUUUCUGGAUAAUGCUGAAAAUAAUAAUAAUCAUCCCCAAUGCAAUGAACACCAAGCUCAUUACAGACUUUGUGAUUCCUCUGAGAUGUCCCCAAAAGUCAAAGAAUUAAAAGGAAAUAGUGAAAGCUUUGUAUUUAAAAGAACUAAAUCUUCCACACAUUUGCUUGGUAAAGAUGUUUUAGAAGCAAUGACUUUUUUGGAAUCUGAUACAAUCAGAAAUCAAGGAGAAGAAAAUGGAACUUUCAAUCUUGAUCAACAGCUAGAGAUGCUGACAAGACAAGCUGAGAUUCAAAAUCAUACUGAUCAUCUGAGAUUUAGUCCUAAGAUACCUCCUUGUCCAAAUUCACAUACAGCAGAACUUAGCGGUCAAGCACAAAGUACGGGGAUAACUUCCAAAAUGCCUGCAUUUUCUCCUGUAACCAUUCCUAUGGAGCACAUGCUUGGUUUUUCCCAAUCCCCUCAUUCAGAAUCACAGUCUAAUAAUAUAACUUCUUCAUUACUGUUAGCUAAUGCAGUAAGAAAACCAUCUGUGAACACUCCUUUUCUGCAAAAUGUAACAGAUGACAAGGAACAGAUAUUAAAGAAACAGACUGAAGAGCUGAAAGCAAAUGUUGAAAUAUUUUCUGAGUGUAUUAAACAGAAUGUAUUUUCAGUAGAAGAACACCUUCAGUUUUUGCAACUUUUAAAAGAACAACUGGAGCAAUUGGAACGUUAUUAUGUAGCUACCAAGGAAAAGCAUUAUGCUUUGCAACGUCAAAACCAUAAGCAUUCAUCAAGAAAUAUUGGAGAAUUUGAUCCUAACAGAAAAGUAGAAGGGGAAAUAUUUAAACUUGGGAUGCUCCUUGAAGGUAUCAAAGAGAAAAUUGAGAAGACAUUCACUUCAUAUUCCUCAACAUAUAUAACAUCACCAUCACUCAGAUCCCACCCAUCUUCUGUUUGUUCAAGCUAUUCUGCGAGUCCUUUGAUUAUAAGUACCAAUGAAUCUCCAAAAAGGAAUAUUGCAGGACUAAAUAUUUCCCAAAAUGAGAACUAUUGGAAGAAUAAAAACCAUCUUGUAGAAGUAGUUCCACAAAAGGCAGAUAAAAAAUCUAUACAAGGUGACAGCAACCAUCCGUUCCAGCAAAUGAAUUUAAAUGAUCUUCAAAUAAGAUCUUCAGCUCUAGCAAAUUUUAUAUGCAAAGAAUCUAAUGAGGUUGAUUUCACUUUACUGAAUGAACAAGGAAGGUCAACUUCAGAUAGCUUUCUUGAGAAAGUGAGACAUUCUACCGAUAAGCCUAAAAUUAUUAUACAUCCUACACUGAAAAUGCAGCUAUCAAGAAAUCAAAUAUGCUCCUGUUCUUCUAAUAGAAAUAAAACAACAGAAUACAGAAAAGGAAGUAGAGGACAUUCUGAUUGUGAAAGAUUUCCGAUCUUCUCUGAAGAAAAACCAGUGGAUUUAGAUGUAACAGGUUCUUUGCAAAAGAAUAACAUUGCCCAGCAAAGGAUUUGUAAAGAAGAGCAGAGAGAAGAUUUUAUAGACAGAUUAUGUGACAGGCAGAAUCUAUAUAUUCCCCAAACUUGCUAUUCGAAGAUGCAUGAUACCAUUGUUCUUUCACCACAGUACCUUUCUGGUAGUAAUAUUAAUGGAAAGAAGUCAGUCAGUAAUAGGAGAAAAAGGCAAAGUAAAGACAUAAGUAGCAUGAUAUUAAACUGCACUUUGGAUAAUGCUAUACAGAUGGCAAACAAUUUGAAGACAACAACAGAACAUAUGAUGCAAGCUGUCUCAGAAGAUUUAGCCAACGUCAAAAUUCAGACAUUAUCCAGUGGCAUAGCUCAUCAAUACUGAUAGUGUAUUUUGAAGACUAAUAAACUAUAUCUAGAGUAGAGGUGCUCUAGAGACUACUGGAAAAAGAAACUUUUCAUGUUGUUUUUGAUGUAGCUAAAUUCUGUGUCCAAAUAAAUCUAAUUAUUUUCACGUACCAUCUUAGAUACACCAUGUAGUACCUUCCUCUGUGUCAGAUUACAAACUGUUUUGAUUUCCGUAAAAGGUUAAUGGUUCUUUAUAAUAAAAUAUUAUAAAAUAGUAUGUAUAAUGUGUAAUAUGUUAUCUACAGUGCAUUCAGAAAGUAUUCAGACCCCCUUCAGUUUUGUCAAUUUUGUUAUGCUGCAGUCUGAUUCUACAGUUGUUGAAAUUUUUUCUCAUUAAUCUACACUCAUAAUGACAAAGUGGAAACAGAAUUUUAGAAAUGUUGGUAAAUUUAUUAAAAAUAAAAAAUUGAAAUAUCACAUUGGCAUACGUAUUUAGACCCUUUGCAGCAACACUUGAAAUUUAACUCUGGUGCCCCUCCCCAUUUCUCUUGAUGGUUGCUGACAUGUUUCUACACCUUGAAUGGAGUCAACCUGUGGUAAACUAAAUUGAUUGGACGUCAUUUGGAAAGGCACACACCCCUCUAUAGAAGGCCUCACAACUGUAGCAAUUGAUACUGUAGCCGAGCAAAAGCCAUGAAGUCAAAGAAACUGCCUGCAGAGCUCAGAGACAGGAUUACUGCAAGGCACAGAUCUGGGGAAGGCUACAAUAAAAUUUCUGCUGCAUUAAAAGUUCCUAAGAGCACAGUGGCCCCCAUAAUACACAAAUAGAAGUUUGGCACAACCAGGACUCUUCCAAGAGCUGGUUGCCCGGUCAACCUGAGCAAUUGGGGGAGAAGGGCCUUAGUAAGAGAGGUGACCAAGGACCUGAUGGUCACUCUGACUGAGUUCCAGAGAUCCUAUGUGGAGAUGGGUCAGAGUUCCAGAAGGACAACUAUCACUGUAGUCUUACACCAAUUGGGUUUAUGGCAGAGUGGAUAGACUGAAGCCUCUCCUUAGUGCAAAACACAUGAAAGCCCGUUUGGAGUUUGAAAAAAGCACUUGAAGGACUCUCAGACUGCAAGGAACAAGAUUCUCUGGUCUGAUGAAAUUAAGAGUAAACUGGCCUCAAUUCUAAAUGUUAUGUCUGGAGGAAAUCAGGCAUUGCUCAUCACCUGUCCAAUAUCAUCCCAACAGUGAAGCAUGGUGGUGGCAGCAUUUUGCAGUGGCGGUAUUUUUCAGCAACGGGGUGGGAGACUGGUCAGGGUUGAGUGAAAGCUGAAUGGAGCAAAAGACAGGGAUAUUCGCAAUGAAAAUCUGUUCUAAGGCGCCCAAGACCUCAGACUGCGCUCAAAGUUCACUUUCCAACAUGAGAACGAUCCUAAGCACACAGCCAAGAUAACAGGAGUGGCUUAGGGACAACUUGUGAACGUCGUAGAAUGGCCCAGCCAGAGCCCUGACAUGAACUCUAUUGAACAUCUCUGGAGGGACCUGAAAAUGGCUGUCCAUUGACGGUUGCCAUCCAACCUGACUGAGCUUGAGAGGAUUUGCAAGGAAGAAUGGCAGAAUAUCCCCCAAUCCAGGUGUGCAAAGCUUGUGUCAGGUGAUACCCCAAAGGACUCAAGCCUGUAACUGCUGCCAAAGGUGCUUCAAAAAAGUACUGUGAAGGGUCUGAACACUUAAGCCAAUGUGAUAUUUCAGUUUUUUCUUUUUAAUAAAUUUACAGACAUUUCUAAAAUUCUGUUUUCACUUUGUCAUUAUGGGGUACUGAGUGUAGAUUAAUGAGAAAAAAUGAAUUUCAACAACUCUAGAAUUUUGUCAACAAAAUUGACAAAGGUAAAGCGGGUCUGAAUACUUUUUGAAUGCACUAUACAUUCAUAAAUGGAGCUAGUCAAUACAUGGACUCAUAUUCACCUCUUAAAUACACCUCCAAUGUUUCAGAGGUAUCCAUCAGCACCAUCCCAUCAACUUCCUGUUCACAUCAGGAAGGACUGGAAUCCAAACAAGUAGCAAUGGACAAUCAAGACAGUAUUCUAUUAUUAAAUAAUAAACCAUUGUGCCAUCAAACAUGUGUUUUAAAUUAAUAAAUUACCCAAUGAUUUUAGUAAGAAAUUGGGAGCUGUAUUUACCAAAUUUAUGUGCUAGUGAAGGAUAGUGUCAUUUAAAUAAGCAGCAAUGUUUUUCUAUUCUAAUCCAAUUUGUAUCACUUUGAAAGUCUUAGCUAUCAGUUAUCCCUAUUACUCAAUUAUCCCUGUUACAUUACUCUUCAUCUUCUGCUUCUACUGCUCCAAUCAAUACUGAAUGUUGUUUGAAAGACUCCAAUGAGGCAAUUUUCCCAGGAAAAAAUUGGGGAGGGAAAUGACUAACUGGUCUGUACUGCAAAUUUUAAAGAUUCUCUAGAAACAACACAUUCACCAAUGUUCUUUAAUUAUGGUAAAGUGUUUAUUACAUACCUGUGUUUUAUCCAAAUACCAUAGAAAGAUCCAUGCACUCCCAGAUGCAUAAAUUUUAAAAUUUAUAUCAAAUUUCUCAGAAAAGAAGUUAGCUUUAUAUCUGUAGUUUACUGCAAAUUGUUCUCAGUGAAAUAGAAGUUGCAUAGAAGUUUGUAGCUCUACAUCUGUUAAUUGUGAAAUUGUGUUACACAUUUAUAUUUUAAAUUUCUUCCAUAAUUCCAUAACAUUUUGUAACCAUAUAUUUAGAAACAGACAUGUUUCAUGAUAGAAAGGUACACAUUAUUAUUGAAAUUAUUAGCAUAUGUACAAACAUGUUUUCCAAGUCUUAAUGUAGUAUGUUGUAGUGAUGAACAUUCUCUACAGUGAACAUUUCACAAUAAAAGGCCAGUUACUGUAUAAUGCAAAUACAAUAUAAAAUACAAGCUGUUGCAUGCACUUCAUUUACCACCUUCCCAUUCCCCACCACAAUGAAAAGCAGCAGUCUCAAAUUAUAAAAACACAAUUCUAAAUAACACUUAUUUGUAAAAUAUUUACAUAGAAUACAACCCAGUUCCAAUCAAGCACUUUUAAAUACCCACUGAUUUCAAAAAGAAGUUGCAAAAACAGUUUAACAUUUCUUCCAGUGAAACCAGAGGACCUUAAAAUGCUUAUGUCCAGCUAGAUUAUAUCCAUAAUAUCUAUAGCAUGAUUUUUUAUCUGUUAAGUUAAGCAGAAAUGAAUGUUUAACUAUGAUCUCUACUCAUCUUUCAAAUAUACAUUAUCCUUUGGUUUUGUUACAGUAAGUGCUUUUACAUCAUCCAGAAGUCUUCUAGGUGUCACAAUGUGAGUAGAU